CGGGCAGGUUCUUUGGUGGCCAGUACUAGUACGUGUGACCUGCCCCAGCUGUUGGUCCGACUCGUUCGGCCCUCGAAUCUGUCAUUCAUUUCUCAUUCCGUCGCGAAGGCCUCGCAGCAGCAGCAGGUGUCUCGCUGUCUCUGCGCGCACCUUGUCCGUCAUACACAUCACGACCCACCACCUUGCUGGGGCACAUGAAACACAUCGUCGCGUCUGUCACAGCCUGCAUCGGCGCCACAGCGUCGCACCGUGAAAAGUACGUCGUGUGUGUCACCGUCCAGCACAAACUGCCAGCCACGCUUUGGUACACAUACAAGCUCCACGGGGACUUUGUCCAGCUGUUCCAUGACCUUGUGGACCUGGCUGCCCACACCAGUUGUGCGCAAGAGUGCAGCGUCGGGUGCGCCCUGGCGUCGCUCGCUGGUCUGCUGGACCCGCUGGCCACCACCAAACUCGACAACUUGAACGCGUUCGUCCAGAAAAUCGCUGGCAUGACGCGGUCGUCGUCCGAGCACGCCGACGUGUGUCUGCUUCGCGCGAAGGUCGACGCAGCGCUCAAAGCGUUCUUGGAAUGGCGGGAAGUCGAUGCUUCGGGCCGCGGCGGCCUCAAACGCCAACUCAGUCUGCCGUCGCUGCUCAUUGCGUACAACAACCAACAGCCAGACUGCUUGGUGAUGAAUCAGCCCUCCAAGUUUGGCGGGUCGCACAGCUAUCCCGUCAAAAUCACCAAGUUGGACUCGACCGCAGUCCUCCCGACGGCGCAGACACCGUUGGGCGUCCUGCGCAAGUUCCGUGUCAUGGAGGCGACUUCGAGCACCACGACCCAGUCCAAGUUCCCGUCCCCUACCAUCAGCGCUACGACCUGCAGCAAUCAACUGUUUCAGCGGAAAGCCAUGCUCAACGGUGGCCAGCCGUCGGCCGUACGCGGCAUGCAAGGCCGUCGACGGGUGUUUACCGAAGUCAAUUUUGACGGCAUGUAAACAAACUGCAAAGACCCUUAAUUUAUAACAAGACGUAUUUAACUUUGCA
Aphanomyces astaci is the source of this 1029-nucleotide messenger RNA. RefSeq lists its product as hypothetical. The record is from RefSeq and is a predicted model, not a curated record. NCBI's taxonomy places the organism in Eukaryota, Oomycota, Saprolegniomycetes, Saprolegniales, Verrucalvaceae. The transcript has a single exon. Bases 195 to 980 code for a protein of 261 amino acids.